Molecule: messenger RNA, 2767 nt
Organism: Hibiscus syriacus
Lineage: Eukaryota; Viridiplantae; Streptophyta; Magnoliopsida; Malvales; Malvaceae
Product: mechanosensitive ion channel protein 10-like
Exons: 6
Coding region: 176-2443 (755 amino acids)
Biological process (GO): transmembrane transport; detection of mechanical stimulus; monoatomic anion transport
Cellular component (GO): plasma membrane
Molecular function (GO): mechanosensitive monoatomic ion channel activity
Source: RefSeq, a predicted model, not a curated record
UAUGUUUUCCCUUUCCCUGCUCUCUGCAGGCGUUCAUUUUUAUCGGGGCACUUCUCAUACAUUUCUUCCUCCAUUUCUGGGUUUGAUAACGUGCAAUUAACCAGUGCAAGUGCUUGUCUUUCACUUUCUGAACCAGAUAUCUCUACAUCUUGAGUUUUGACGGAAAACUAAUGCAAUGGCCGGGGAGGGAAACAAUGAAGGAAGACAAGUGGUGAUCAAUGUUACCGGUGAAGAAAAUUCGAAAGGGCCAAAAGGGUCUUAUCCAAGAGAAGCAGAGGCAUUGGACCCUAAGCUUAAUUCUCAAGGUUCACCCAAUGAAGCAUUAACCCAAUCUAGUGGUGUUACUGCUGAUCCUACUCCAAAUAAGCCGAAUAUAGCCCUAGUUGCAGGUAAUGGGCCUCCUCUAAGACGAAGGUCAUUCGCCAAAUCCAACUCAAGAUUUGGAGAACAAUAUUAUGUCCCUGAAUCUGAUCGAAUGGAUGACAAUAAUUUAGCUAAGCAAGAACAAGCUGGUGGUAAUUCACCUCAUAGACUCUCCUCUAUCAUUAAGGCCUCCCCUAAUAACAAGUCGUCUAGAAGUAUUAGGACAGAUUCUGCUGUGUCGAAGACGUAUUCAACGGCCUCUAGAGGCCCCACCGGGGAAGAUGAGAAUGAGGAGAUAAUCAAGAAGGUUAAACUGAAAAAGGAGAAUCUUAAUGGAGUGAAACCCAAGGUUGUGAUUGAGUGGCUUGUAUGUGUGUUGCUAUUGGGGUGUUUGAUAACUAGCUUAACUUUAGGUAAAGAAAAGAACAUCCUUUUGUGGGGUUUGGAAAUUUGGAAAUGGUGUGUACUUGUGGUGGUUAUAAUCUGUGGCUUCUUAGUUACUUCUUGGUUUAUGCUUCUGGUUGUUUUCUUGAUUGAGAUUAACUUUCUGCUUCGGAAGAAAGUUCUGUAUUUCGUUCAUGGUUUGAAGAAGAGUGUUCAGGUGUUUAUUUGGCUUAGCACAGUUCUUGUUACUUGGGUUAUUCUGUUUCAUGAUGUGGAGAGAUCGAAGACUGGCGCAAAAGUUAUGGUUUAUGUAACCUGGACUACUGUAAGCAUAGUCAUUGGGGCAUUUCUGUGGUUGUUGAAGACUUUGUUGUUAAAGAUAUUGGCUUCGAAUUUCCAUAGGAACAAAUUCUUUGAUAGAGUACAAGAAUCGAUCUUCCAUCACUAUGUGCUUAAGACCCUUUCAGGACCACCAUUUAUGGAGAAUGAUGGGAUUCAAAAACCGCCUUCUCAGCUGAUUGUUAGCAAUUCAAAAAAGGGUAAAGAACCUAAAACGAAAAGGUUGGUUGACAUGGGAAAGGUCCAUAGGUUGAAGCGAGAAAAAGUUUCAGCUUGGCAUAUGAAGGUGUUGGUGGACGCUAUCACGAAUUCAGGGUUUUCCACGGUCUCCAAUACAUUAAAGGAAAUUACUUGCGAUGAAGGUGGCGAACAAGAGGAUAAUGAAAUUACCAAUGAGGAGGAGGCACAAUAUGUUGCUCAUCAAAUUUUUGCACAUGUAGCCAAACAUGACAGUAAUCACAAUCGCACUUACAUUGAUGAGGAUGACCUCUUAAGAUUCAUGAUUCAGGAGGAGGUGGAUCUUGUGUUUCCUUUGUUUGAAGGUUCAAACACCAGUAAAAUUGACAGAAAAAGUUUCACACACUGGGUGAUAAAGGUUUACCAGGAUCGGAAAACACUAGUACAUGCUUUGAGUGACACCAAAACAGCUGUGAAGCAGUUGAAUACACUCGUGACGGUGAUCCUGAUGGUUGUUACUUUUAUCAUAUGGCUUCUUUUGGUAGAAAUUGCAACCACAAAACUGCUUUUGCUGCUUUCAUCACAGCUUGUUGUGGCAGCUUUUAUGUUUGGAAAUACCUGCAAGACCAUAUUUGAAGCUAUCAUAUUCGUGUUUGUGAUGCACCCAUUCGAUGUUGGCGACCGUUGUGUGGUUGAUGGUGUUCAGUUGCUGGUUGAGGAGAUGAAUAUAUUAACGACCGUCUUCCUGAAGCUAGAUAAUGAAAAGGUGUACUACCCGAAUUCAGUUUUGGCUUCAAAACCCAUCAGCAACUAUUACAGAAGCCCAGAUAUGGGUGAUACGAUAGAGUUCUCGAUCGAUUUUAUGACCCCAGCAAAGACAAUAGGCAAGCUGAAAGAAGAGAUAAAUAAGCAUCUGGAAUCCAAUACCCUGUGGCAUCCUAACCACCUUGUGGUGGUGAAGGAGAUUGAGAAUGUCAACAAGUUAAAGAUGGCGCUCUUUUGCAAUCACACGAUGAAUUUCCAGGACUUUAGAGAGAAGAACAGGCGACGAACUGAACUGGUGCUCGAGUUGAAGAGGAUCUUUGAGGAGCUUGGUAUACGAUACAAUCUCCUCCCGCAACAUGUGAAUUUCAACCAAGUCAAUCAAGACAGGCCCAAUGCAACAUAUGCGACCUCUUGAUCAUUAUUGCUCAUCUGCUCGAGUGUUUUAUAUCAUAGGUAAGCAUUCGAUCUUUGUACCAACUAGUGAUGAAAUGGGCGUACACUGUAACCAGAGCUUGGGACAAGACACAAGCUCUGUAAUGUAGUGUUCUGUUUUGGUUUCUGUUUAAUUUAACUUAUCAAGUCUAAUGUAGGACGAAUGCUGAUCGGCAUGAUUUUACACGCUGGUGCUCUAUCAUCAAAUGUCACGCAUAACCUCAAGUCAUCAUCAAUUUGAAUUUUGAUGAUUUGAAUUUUGAUGACGGAUGAUAAUGCAUUUUAACAUCUUGGAUGAUUGAGACCA